Messenger RNA from Linepithema humile (Argentine ant), 2761 nucleotides. Its product is annotated as SET and MYND domain containing, class 4, member 3. The record is from RefSeq and is a predicted model, not a curated record. Gene Ontology annotation, cellular component: nucleus; cytoplasm. Gene Ontology annotation, molecular function: histone deacetylase binding. Lineage: Eukaryota; Metazoa; Arthropoda; Insecta; Hymenoptera; Formicidae. Gene Ontology annotation, biological process: compound eye photoreceptor development.
UAUAACAUAUUAUUAUUUAAGAUUUUACGAUAUAGAGAUAGUGCCUGAAAAUGAUAAAAAUUAGAAAUGAUAAAAGAUUUGUAAUUGUAGGUGAUUGAGUAAUUCUAAUCCGGACAUAUACAAGUGAACUUGUCACCCGGAAGAUAAUUAUAUAUUCCCGUUUGCUAGAGCAUAUUCUCACGGUAAAACCGACGACCUCAAAAUAGCGCACACCGAAAUAGUCGUGUGCAUAGUUCUUGCACUCCUAAAGCCAGACACAUCACCAGAAGCCAGUACCUUCAAGUUGCCGGCCCACGACGUACAUUUGGAAUAUGUUCUGGAAUUAGUGACCUAAUUUAUUUGUUGAAAAGAAUGUUGAUCGUCCGAAUUUCGUUUUAAGAUUACCAGAAACGAGUAAUUGCUAAUAUCGCUAAAUAAUUACACUGAUAAUUAUUGAAUGUGUGUUUCAGAAUUAACAACUCUCGUUAAUUCCGUCAAGAAUGGUUCGGCAUAUUUAAUAUAUACUCUUUUUUUAAUUUAUUCUAUAAAAUAUAAAAGAAAAUAUAAAAAUAUAAAAGAUUAAGCAAAUAAAUAUUAUAAUAAUACUACUAUUGUGCAAAGUUACCAUUAAUUUAUAACAGUUGUGAAGCAUUUAAAGUACGAGCCAUGUCGGGGAAUGAAUUGGAACCGGAAAUCGGCGGGUUUUUCCGCUCGAAUUUGUUGGCGGUACGAAAAGCGAUUCACCAGCAGGAGUUCAGAAAAUUUGCCGCCCUCGAGUCGAACGCCGAGAGGGUGGCUUUCGUUCUGAGCUAUCCAGAGGCGCAUCAGCUAUCUUUAAAGGUGGAAGAGCCGAUGGUCAAGAAUAGCGAUAACGCUAUCCGUCUGAAAGACGUCGGGAAUAAAUAUUUUAGUCGUGGAGAAUUUGCUAAAGCUUUAGAGACGUAUUCGAAUGCAGCUCUUCUAGCAUCGCCAGCAGAAUUAAGCGUCAUCGUGGCGAAUCGCUCGGCCACGCUCUACCACUUGGAGCAUCACGAGCACGCGUUGGAGGAUAUCGAGGAAGCCUCGCGUCUCGGUUAUCCGAAGGACCUGUUCUACAAACUCGAGGAGCGACGGGCCAGAUGUUUAUUGGGCCUGAAGAGACACGAUGAGGCGGUGGAAGCAUUUAGACGAGCUCUCCAGGCUCUGGACGACGCCAAGAUACCGUUGGAACGCAAGCAGAAGUUCGAGGCGGACAUCAGGAUGAUGCUCGCGGUGAUGGACAAAGGCAAACGGCUGAACGAAGCCACCUCGAAGAAUCUUCCACGAAUGAACGUGAAAAAGUCCAAUAAGCACUUUGAGGAAAAUCAUAGCAGAUUUAUUUCCGAGAAAAAGAGAAACCCUCUGUAUCCUUCUUGUAGCAGAGCGGUGGAAAUUAAAGACGAGGGCGGUGACAUAGGUAGACACGCCGUGGCGACUAGAGAGAUAGCGCCCGGGGAGAUCAUAAUCGUGGAACGACCGCAUUGCGCCGUUCUAUUGGCGGAGAACAGGCUCACGCACUGUCACUUGUGCUUCGCAAGAAUAUUCGUGCCAACACCGGCGGCUUGUCACGCCUGCAGCUGCGUCGCAUACUGCAGUCGCCGCUGCAGAGACGCGGAUGCUCAGGUGCAUCUGCGGGAAUGCAAACUACUGCCGGCUCUGUGGCACUCGAGGGCUUCUGUGACAUGCUUCCUAGCUUUAAGGGCGAUCAUGCAGAAACCUUUCGAGGAAACGAUGAAGUUUAGGGACCGACUCAAGAAUUCUGAGAAUGUAUCGAAGUUCUCCGCGAAGAAUCCGUAUCUAGGAGAUGAUUACAUAAACUUUUAUAAUUUAGUCACCCACGAAGACAAGAGGUUGCCCGAGGAUCUUUUUCACAGAGCUUACAUGGCAGCCUGGUUGUUCAGAUUGCUGAAAACCGGCGAAUAUUUUCCGGAAAACGUGAAAACUACCGAUUCGGCGGAGAGCAGAUUGUCCGACGAGGAAUUGUUUAUCUCAGAGCUACUCUUGCACAAUUUGCAAUUACUGCAAUUCAAUUCGCACGAGAUUUCUGAGUUGAUCAAACCGAAAGGAGAAACGACGCUCGCCAAAGCCAAGAGUGUUUUCAUAGGCGGUGGAGUUUAUCCUACAGUUGCGAUGUUGAAUCACUCGUGCAAUCCUGGUGUAGUAAGAUACUUCGUCGGUACUACCAUGAUCGUUCGCGCCGUUCGUACAAUUAGUGCGGGUGAAGAAAUUUCGGAAAAUUACGGUCCAAUCUUCACAACCAUGCCCGAAAAUGAUCGCAAGAGAAGAUUGAGAGUGCAAUACUGGUUUAAUUGCAAUUGCGAGGCAUGCUCGGAGCAUUGGCCGCUUCUGGAAGAACUAGAUCCAACGAUACUCAGAUUUAAAUGCGAAACUGGACCUUCCUGCGGUAAUGUAUUGCUGAUUAGAAGUAUUACAAAUGAAUUCAUGAUCGGGUGCGCGAAAUGUGGCAACAGCACAAACAUUCUUAAAGGUUUGAAGGCUCUGCAGGACACAGACGCACUCUUCAAGGUCGCAUGUACGAAUCUCGAGGAAGGCCGAAAUCAGCAGGCGCUGAAAGCUUAUCUGGAGAUCUUGAAACUGCUGGAUGAGACUCUGGCAUUGCCUACUAGAGAUUAUCACAUCUGCCAGCAAGGAGUUAAACUGUGCAUCCUCGCUUUAGGCAACGCAGCUUACGUUUAAUUAUUAUUAUUUAUAACAUGUAAGUUUUAUAAUUCUUUAUUUGCAAAAUUAAAAAUUCUUAUUCUAA